This is a messenger RNA of Durusdinium trenchii, 1835 nucleotides long. NCBI's taxonomy places the organism in Eukaryota, Dinophyceae, Suessiales, Symbiodiniaceae. The record is from the annotation of a GenBank genome assembly.
GUUGGAGUUGUCAUGCGUGUGGUCCACCCGGCCCUUGUACUGGCAACAUGGCCGGUCGCGUGGGGUGCCUAUUUCCCUUCGUACAACAUCGAAGAGACAUGGCACCCUCCAUUGAUGCAGCCUUGGGAUAUGCUCCGGGCUGUAGCGGGAAGCAUCACAGUGACCUGGACGCCAGGGGCGAACACCACAGACGUGCCAUGGGUCGAACGUCUGAAGUCAUGGCCGUCGUGAAGUGGAACCCCUGGUGUGCCGUCGACCGCUACGAGUUGGAGGUGCGUCGGCCUUUAGGGCCGCCGAUGCGCUUCGCAGACUUGGAAUCUCUGAGGUACCGAGAGACGGACAUUGAUCAGCAAGAGAUCGAAACCUGGCCUGGCGGUGGCAACUGGGAUCUCUGGGAGACGAGCUACGUGGGCGUAGGUCGCGCAUACACGUUAUGGGUGCCCAAGCACACCGCGCACGCGGCACAGUUUCGUGUGCGUGCUUGUGGAAGCUCUGCUCGAAUGGGUUUGCCCACAGGGUGUAGUGCCUGGAGUCCAGUGCAGACCGCGUACACCGUGCUGAGUGCCGCCCAGGAGAAGGUGAACUUCAUGGUGCGUGGCAUGGGGAUGAAUGCUCCGGAUUACACGCAUAUCGAGGUGAACCGCCAGGUGAUCUACCGGCGCCGGGAUGAAACCGGACUGGUCUUGGCGGUCUUCCGGCGCCUCGAUUUCUCCCUCCAAUGGCUCAGGACUUACGACACUCAUCGAAAUCGAUCAGAGGCCUUGCUGAUGGCGGAGCACAUCCGUUUCUACAAUGCCUCCUUCUUGAUCGUGGUGGCCUCGACCAUUGCAUGGGAGUGGCAAGCGCCGCGCACGCUGGUUCAGACCAUGGAGUUCUGUGGAGCCUACCAUUUCGGGCAAUGGGCGUACACCUUCGCGGAACAGGUCCACUAUCGCUCGAAUUCCUCGGACCUGCAGCAGACAGCGUCCCAGGAACAAUUUGGGCAUCCAUAUGCCUUCAUCGGCAUUCCCGGCAUCGGCACAGCCAUGGGGUGGGAGUCGCUGAUGUACAACACCGGGCACUACCUGGCUCGCUCGGUGAAGACACAGCAGGCCAUCAUUCGGGGUGUCGCCUACUACGAUUAUGUGGCGAGACUCUAUCGCUUGCACGACGUCACAGCGACCAAGGCCACCUUCUUCCUCAAGGGUCAGCCGCCUCUUCCAGAGACCUUUCACAAUCCAAUCCCCUCGCGGAAGAAAGCUGCGCUGGACUUCUUCACCCUGGCAUCGAUGGAGCCCGCCUACGUGCCGUACAUUGGUACACUGCGGGAGCACAUCACCAAGGUUUUAGAGGCCAAUGGCACCGUGAUGCCCUACAAUUUCGCCUUCUACCUCCAGACCGACGCUAAGGUUCGUAAGGUGGACCCUCGGCCUCGCAGCUGGUGGGUCACAGAGUUGGAGCGUGUGUGGGGAGGGCACAGCAUGCGGUUCUGGUAUCACAACGGGACGGUCCUCAACGAUGGCGUCCGCUCCGUCGACAGGAGCUGUCCCAUGUUCAUCAAGCACAACCACCUCUUCGCAGAUCCCUUGUCCUGCGGCGUGAACUUCGAGGACUGCUGCGACCGAGUGGAUGUCCCGGACUUCCCGGUCACCGAGUGUGGUGUUGGUGUCUCACCAACCUUAUGCCGCACCGUGGAAUUGAUACAGGACGAUUGCCCUGGGCCAUUUGAGCUCACGAACAGGACGACCUUUGUGAAGUGGCCCUGUAACUUUCGAAUCAUCGACUGGAACGCCUGAGGGUCCCGGCCGGCCGCUCGCGUCUGGCGGGGUUACUUCGCCUGGUGAAGUUUUAGAUCG